AUGAGUCUGAGCGCUCGAACACGCUCGACCACGAGUCGCAGCUCGUUGCCCCAUGGCGGUGGUGGAUCUCGACGCUAUCGGCGUGUGGCGCACACGCACCAGGUGGACGACACGCUUUUUGGCGAGAAGAAUCAACUGGCAAAGAACCGCAAGAAGGAUCGUACGCUUCAGGCUGGAAGAGACAUUGUGGGCGCCCAGUCAAGUGCGUCGUCCAACCAAGAAACAAGCGGGAGAAUGGUGACGAAAACCCCGAUCGUGGUCGUACCCGAGGACGAAUUGGAGCGCAUCAAAGCAGAGACGAAAAUCCUGACUGCGGCCGAUUUGGAGGCGCUGGAGGCCAAGCGUGAGGCCGAUCAAGAGCACCAGCGACUGGCAUCAAAAGCUCGAAAGGAGCACAUGCUAAAGCUCAGUGAGGAGGCAGCACUGCGCGCCCCCAAGAGCGAGAUUGAGCAGAUUUUCUCAGCUGAGAAGCAGGAAAUCUUGCGUCGUGCUCGAGUGCAGAAGGACCAGAUGCACGACAGUGUCAAGUUGAUGAAGACCCUGGGUACUCGUGCUCAAGCCUUCACGAUCCGUGACCAGCAGCUCAAGGUGAAGAGCGAGCUCGAAGACGAACACCACGUGUACGACGAGAAGAUGAACACUUUGAUGGAGAUCGAGCGUCUUGAAAGUCUCAAGCGACAAGAACACCGCGAUGAAGUCAAGAAGCAGAAACGAUACGCAGACCGCAAAGUCCUCGAAGAUCAAAUUGAAGAUCGUCGUCGUCAACGCCAAAAGGAGAGCGAGAUCGUCGCCCAAGAGGCUCAAGAAAUGCUGGCGAAGAUCCAGCGUCAACAGGAACAAGAAGUCGAGAAAGAGAGAGCGAAGGCUUUGCGUACUCAACGCUCCAUGGAGGAGAUCAAAAGGUUUAACGAGGAUACACUGAGACGCAAGCAGGAGGUACAGCGUAAGAUAAAAGAAGAAGAAGAUGCAGUGCAUGCGUAUCAAGUGAAAAAGGCCGAGGAUCUCAAGCUGCGAGAGGAGGAGGAAGCGCAGAGACGACAUGAAGCGGAACUUCGUUGUGCCAAGUUGCGCUCGAUGCAGGAGAAAAUGGCCAACGAGAAGGCAGAACUGGACGAGCUGCGUGCCAAACGAGCUGCUGAAGCGCGGGAACGACAGGCUCGCGAAGCUGACAUGGCCCUGGCCAGGAAGCAUAAAGAGGAGAUGGAAGAACUACGGCGAGCUCGUGAAGCCCAGGCGCUGCAUCGUGAACGUGCUCGUGUUAAAGAGGCGACGAUGCAGCAACGCGAGUACGACUCGAUCAUGGUGCAGGUCGAGUCGGACAAGACUCGAGUCAAGGAGGAAGACGAGAAACGCAAGUUGGCCAGUAUGGCUCAUCGUCGCGUGCUGCAGUCUCAAAUCGAAGAGAAGGAAUGUUUGAAAAAGCUCUCGUUUAUCAGGAAACAGGAGGAAGGUCAAGCACUCAAGGAGGAAUAUGCAAAAGAGCUGGAAAAGCUGGAGAGGAUUCGGAUGGAGGAGGUUGGCGAGCUAGUCGAAGCGGGUGUGAAUCCGUUGUACUUGUCUGAGAUGAAGGCCCUUGUCAUUGAAAAGCAGAUUCGGUAG
Phytophthora infestans T30-4 is the source of this 1599-nucleotide messenger RNA. RefSeq lists its product as uncharacterized. Lineage: Eukaryota; Oomycota; Peronosporomycetes; Peronosporales; Peronosporaceae. The transcript has 3 exons. The coding region runs from base 1 to 1599 and encodes 532 amino acids. The record is from RefSeq and is a predicted model, not a curated record.